Molecule: messenger RNA, 1004 nt
Organism: Acanthisitta chloris (rifleman)
Lineage: Eukaryota; Metazoa; Chordata; Aves; Passeriformes; Acanthisittidae
Gene: TWSG1
Product: twisted gastrulation BMP signaling modulator 1
Exons: 4
Coding region: 43-714 (223 amino acids)
Biological process (GO): regulation of BMP signaling pathway
Source: RefSeq, a predicted model, not a curated record
GCUGGCUGAAGUACUUGUGCAAAUUGCUCACCUGCAGGAAACAUGAGGUCACAGUACAUCACAGCACCCACAGUCACUGUCCUUCUGUUCCUCCUGUGGAUCCAGUGGUCAGCAGGCUGCAAUAAGGCUCUCUGUGCUAGCGACGUCAGUAAAUGCCUGAUACAGGAGCUGUGUCAGUGCCGCCCUGGGGAAGGGAACUGUUCCUGCUGUAAGGAGUGCAUGCUAUGCCUGGGCACACUUUGGGAUGAGUGCUGUGACUGUGUUGGUAUGUGCAAUCCUCGCAAUUACAGUGACACACCUCCAACAUCCAAGAGCACUGUCGAGGAGUUGCAUGAACCAAUUCCUUCCCUUUUCCGGGCACUGACAGAAGGAGAUACUCAGCUGAACUGGAAUAUUGUUUCCUUCCCUGUGGCAGAAGAACUGUCGCACCAUGAGAACCUCGUUUCCUUUUUAGAAACAGUGAACCAGCCACAGCAUCAGAAUGUCUCUGUUCCAAACAACAAUGUCCACACACCUUACUCUAGUGACAAAGAGCACAUGUGUACUGUGGUGUAUUUUGAUGACUGCAUGUCAAUACAUCAGUGCAAGAUCUCUUGUGAGUCCAUGGGAGCUUCCAAAUACCGAUGGUUUCACAACGCCUGCUGCGAGUGUAUCGGGCCAGAAUGCAUCGACUAUGGCAGCAAAACUGUAAAGUGUAUGAACUGCAUGUUUUGAAGCAGGAAAUCUGUCACACAGCAAUACUGAGGCCAAAGUAAUCUCUCUCAGUUACAGAGAGGGGGAUUGCAGAUACUGUGUCGUGGUGGAGUGCCUGCUGGUUGCAAUGAAAUGUACCUGGUUGGGAAAAAAAAAAGAGAUGUAUAAAAUCUGAAAACUUUGGGGGUUUGGUUUUUUUUAUUCAUGUAAGCAAGGCUAACUAGUAGAUGUUUAAACAUUAUGUUUUAAGCUUAUUUUUCUUUAUUUCUGCUCGAAUGGUACAGUCAUGCUCAUUGUUGUUGUUCUGAUUG